AUGUCGGCCCUACUCAAGACCAUCGGUGUUCUUCCAUCAGAGACAGCCACCAACGGCAAAGGCGCUAUUGGCCUUGACCAGAACAAGGACCUUGGUACAUAUGGCUCUUCUAGGCCCUAUACUCUGUAUUCUAUAGAAUCCUCUAACGAGCAUGCAGUCCAGCCAGAACUCAUCCCCGAUCACACCAGCAAUGGGAAAAUUCGCCAGGCCGCACAGAGAAGGACGCUGCGCCUGUGGACUGUUUUGGUGGUAACUGGGCUCAUCCUGUUUGAUAACCAUCAUGUCAUCGACCUCUCCCUCUCCCCCAAGUCGAGGGCUGCCGCCGUGACCUUGCUCUUCCCAGGUGCCGGAUACAUCGCGGCUGCGAACUGGCAAGCCGCUGCAUUGCUUGUUCUCACAUACGUGCUGCUCCCGGUCACCCUGUUUGCGUGGUUCGGCGCAGGCGGCAUUGCCUUCCCCAUUGGCCUCUGGAUCCUCUCUGCCGGCGGCGCAUAUGCGGUGGCCGGGCCGGAGCUGUUCGACCGUGCGGACGUGGUCAGCGCCCUUCUCGUGGCCGGGUUCGUUCUGUACUUCAAUCGACUCUCGGCCAGAGCCAGGAAAGCCGGGAUCCAGAAGCGAGACAGUCGAAACGCCUUCAUCCCCGCCGCCUUGGACACCAUUGGUGCGACUGCCGUCGCUCCCGUAUCUCGCGAGGAUCGGGAACUGGGACAAAGUGAGCUUAGGGACAUCCAAUGGACCAUCGACCAAGCCCUAUUGCCCUUGGACGACUGGACCAACUUCACCGUCAUCGACCAAUUCCAGACAUCGGCCCUGCGCUAUCAACUGUACGAGAUGAUGUACUGCCUCGGCGCGUAUCAGGGCAUCUACACCCCCAACUUCCAUGGCUAUCUCAACACCGCGCAUAAGAACGUGAUUGAGAAGUCUCUCACGCCGAAGGUCCUGAACUUCUGGAAAUGGGAGACUCUGUGGGGGAAGUUCUCGACCGAUUUCGACCCGGUCAAGAAGGAAAAUAUCAUGGUGACGGGCUUCUUGCUGCAAGGGGUGGCGCUCCACGUCGCCAACACCGGGGACCAGCACUACGCCCAGCCAGGGUCGCUGAAGUUCCAGAUCACCGAGAAGCAAGCGUACGAAUACGACAUCCAUUCGCUAGCCCAGGCCAUAGCUAAACAGUGGGCGGAGGAGGAGUUCUGCCUGUUUGCCUGUGAGCCCAACUGGAUCUACACGCCGUGCAACCUCCAGGGCAUGACGGGCAUGGUCGUCUACGACCGUAUCUUCGGCACCUCGUACUCCAAAAACCUGUUGCCGCGGUUCGAAGCGUCGCUAGUCACCAACUUCACCGAGCCCGAUGGCAGUAUCUUGCCUAUCCGGAGUUGCCUGACUGGCUUCACCAUCCCGGGGCUCUGUGGGGCUCUGACCGACCUGGUGAACGCCAUGUUGUGUAGGGGCCACCUCGACCACAUCGCGAGGAGGAUGUGGGCUAUCUUCCGCACCGAGAAUAUCGACUAUGACGAGGCUACUGGCAAGAUGGAGCUGAAGGGCCUAGUGGGCGCCGACAAGAUCGACCCGGGCUGCUACCAGAGCAACGAGUAUGCUCUCCUACCUAUGCUCGCCUACGUGGCCGGUGAGUAUGGCGACGAGAAGAUCCGGAGAGCCGCGAUCGAUCAGUGCGUGGCGGGCGUCGGGAAAUAUACCACCAAGACGGGUGCCACGGCUCUGAAAGGAGUGAGUAAUAGUAAUAACAGCUGUAUGGUGCGAGCAUCCCUGCUGCGUCUGGAAGAUUGGAAAUGGCUUAUUUCCGAGGGCCCCUCCAAAACCACUCUUGCAGGCCCGAUUCUAGAUCAUGCGCCCUAUCCAGGCGUUCUCGUGGCAAAGGCGCGUUCGCAGACGUCCAAGGACCUCGACCUGGUGUUAUAUCCAUCUGCCGAUAGUGGCACCUUCGAGUUGGGCCUGAAGAGGCUCCUACCGGGGGGCGUGUAUGGCUUCGCGCAGGAGACUUUCACCGCUGAUGAUAGAGGAGAGGCGGUCAUCAAAGUCCAUGUCGAUGGGAGGACGGCUUUGAGGAUUGAGCCUCGGUGA
Capronia epimyces CBS 606.96 is the source of this 2076-nucleotide messenger RNA. RefSeq lists its product as uncharacterized. The record is from RefSeq and is a predicted model, not a curated record. Bases 1 to 2076 code for a protein of 691 amino acids. NCBI's taxonomy places the organism in Eukaryota, Fungi, Ascomycota, Eurotiomycetes, Chaetothyriales, Herpotrichiellaceae. The transcript has 2 exons.